AGGAAGUUAGUGAAUUCACCUGUUGAGCACAAACAUAAGCGGAAGAUCUUGGAAGCGAUUUAAUACUACUGUACUGGCUCACCGUGGCUAAAAUUCAUGGACAAAUUAAAGAGAGUACUCAGUGGCCAGGACAGUAACGACGACACCAACGUACUGUCAGAGACAGUAUCUGAUGCAACAUCCUUAGGAUGGGCCACAAGGGUGAAAGGGUUCAUUGCCUGCUUCGCAAUAGGUGUACUGUGCUCAAUACUGGGAGUCUGUUUACUGUGGCUGCCUAGAAACGGAAUAGUACUAUUUGCUGUCUUUUACACACUUGGAAAUAUUUCAGCCAUUGGAAGCACCAUGUUUCUAAUGGGACCCUUAAAUCAGAUGAAGAAAAUGGUUGAGCCGACUCGAGCCAUAGCCACUGCUGUAAUGUUGGUGUCUCUGAUCUUAACACUGUGCUCUGCAUUUUGGUGGAAGAACAAAGGGCUUGCUGUGCUGUUUUGCAUCAUGCAGUUUUUCGCAUUUGCAUGGUAUAGUUUAUCCUUUAUACCAUUUGCAAGAGAUGCUGUGAAGAGUUGCUUUUCAGUCUGCUUGUCUUAAAGAUGCCUGGUUCUGCUAAGUGUGUGUGUGUGUGUGUGUAUUUAUAUAUAUAUAUAUAUAUAUAUAUAUAU
Molecule: messenger RNA, 656 nt
Organism: Polyodon spathula (Mississippi paddlefish)
Lineage: Eukaryota; Metazoa; Chordata; Actinopteri; Acipenseriformes; Polyodontidae
Gene: sft2d2a
Product: SFT2 domain containing 2a
Exons: 8
Coding region: 97-585 (162 amino acids)
Biological process (GO): vesicle-mediated transport
Cellular component (GO): membrane
Source: RefSeq, a predicted model, not a curated record